Molecule: messenger RNA, 516 nt
Organism: Cucurbita moschata (crookneck pumpkin)
Lineage: Eukaryota; Viridiplantae; Streptophyta; Magnoliopsida; Cucurbitales; Cucurbitaceae
Product: protein CUP-SHAPED COTYLEDON 2-like
Exons: 2
Coding region: 1-516 (171 amino acids)
Biological process (GO): regulation of DNA-templated transcription
Molecular function (GO): DNA binding
Source: RefSeq, a predicted model, not a curated record
AUGGACGUUUCUUCAUUCUCUCGCCACGACUCCGCCGCCGCCGCCGCCGACCACCACCCCCACCACCUCCCCCCCGGCUUCCGCUUCCACCCCACCGACGAGGAACUCAUCACCUACUACCUUCUCAAGAAAGUCCUCGACAGUAGCUUCAGUGGCAGAGCCAUUGCAGAGGUCGACCUCAAUAAGUGCGAGCCAUGGGAGCUUCCCGAGAAAGCGAAAAUGGGGGAGAAGGAGUGGUAUUUCUUUAGCCUUAGAGACCGGAAGUAUCCGACCGGUCUCCGGACGAACAGGGCGACGGAGGCUGGGUACUGGAAAGCCACCGGAAAAGACAGGGAAAUUUAUAGUGUCAAAACGUGUUCGUUGGUGGGGAUGAAGAAGACGUUGGUGUUUUACAGAGGAAGAGCUCCCAAGGGUGAAAAGAGUAACUGGGUUAUGCAUGAAUAUCGCCUUGAAGGCAAAUUUGCUUACCAUUAUCUCUCCACAAAUUCCAAGGUUCUUCCCUUUUCUUCUUCUUGA